AUGGCCAUCCUUCUUCAUGAAAUGCGAUCUCGGUCAUCGAAGUUCGCCACCAAUCCGAAAACAUCUAGUGUAGAAAAGGAAUCUGAGCAUGAUAGUGACUCUAAGAAUUCCACUGAUGUUAAUGCUUCUUUACCAUCUUUUGUGCAUGUUGCUCCAUUCCCACAAAGGUUGGUGCAGCAAAAAGGGAGUAACCAGUACAAUGAGAUGCUGGAAAUGUUUAAGCGAGUCAAUAUAAAUAUUCCUUUUCUCGAAGCAAUCAAACAGAUACCUGCUUAUGCUAAAUUCUUGAAAGAUCUAUGCAAACGAAAACGGAAACAUCAUGUGCAUAAACGUGCCUUUCUUACUGAGCAGGUGAGUUCAAUUAUUCAAAACAAGACUCCACCUAAGUUUAAAUACCCAGGUAGUCCAACUAUCACAUGCACUAUAGGUGACCAUACAAUCGAUAGGGAUUUGUUAGACUUAGGUGCUAGUGUGAACUUAUUGCCAUACUCUGUAUAUGUGCAAUUAGGUCUUGGGGAGCUGAAACCCACCCCUUUUACGCUGGAAUUAGUGGACAGAUAUGUUAAAAUCCCUCGUGGUAUUGUUGAAGAUGUGUUAAUCAAGGUUUAUAAGUUUUAUUUCCUUGUGGACUUCAUUGUUCAAGACACUCAACUUGUGCAAAACCCAGACUGUCACAUUCCUGUAAUUUUAGGACGUCCUUUUCUGGCGACGUCCAAUGCUAUCAUAAAUUGUCGAAAUGGAGUGUUGAACACAACAUUUGGAAACAUGACUGUGGAAUUAAAUGUUUUUCAGGUUAGCCAACAACCUACGGAUUUUGAUGAUAAUGAAUUGCAUGAGGUUAAUAUGAUUGAGAGUCUGAUCCAAGACUCAUUGCCUGACAUCUUAUCUAUGGAUCAUUUGCAAGCAUGUUUAGACAAUUUUGACCUAGAUAUUUUUGAUUCUUAA
Papaver somniferum (opium poppy) is the source of this 945-nucleotide messenger RNA. RefSeq lists its product as uncharacterized. The transcript is spliced from 2 exons. The record is from RefSeq and is a predicted model, not a curated record. Bases 1 to 945 code for a protein of 314 amino acids. Lineage: Eukaryota; Viridiplantae; Streptophyta; Magnoliopsida; Ranunculales; Papaveraceae.